AUGAGAGAAAUAAUACAUAUUGGUUUGGGCAAUUGUGGAGUGAGAAUUGGAUGCAAAUUUUAUGAAUAACUUAUAUAAGAUUAUUAAAUUGAAAACAAUAGGACAUGUGAAAAACCUGCAGAAGGAAUUGAAGUACAUUUUAGUGAAAUUGGUGAUAAAAAAUAUGUUCCUAGGUCAAUCUUAUGUUCUAGAGAUGUUGAAUAAAUACUUGCAAAUCCAUAAUCAUUAAUUUUUAAUCCAAAUAACUAUUAAUUAGAUAUAGAUGAAUGUUUACGUAAAGAAAUGGAAAUUUGUGAUAACUGUCAAGGAAUAUAGAUAACUCAUCAUUUAAGCACUGAUAUUAGUAUCUUUAAGGAACUUCUUCAAGAUUAUAAAAAUGUCAUUUAAACCUUUACAAUCUUUCCUAAUCAAGAAUAUGGACAUGACAUUGUUAAAAGUGCUUAAAAUUUUAGUGCUCUUGAAGGAUUAAAUGUAGUAGCAUUUGAUAAUUAUGGGUUAAAUGAAUACUAUUCAAGAUAAUACAAAUCAACAUUAACUUAUAAUGAUUACAAUUCUUUAAUAGCAAGUGUAAUGAAUGCUAUUACCUCACCUAUGAGAUAAAGUAGUACUUAUACAUUAGAGAAAAUGUAUUCUGUAAAUUCAUUAAUGAAUGUUGAAGUUUGUAAGUUAAUUUAGGAUAAACAAUCUUAAAUUAAUCUAUAAUAGAUAACUGAUACAAAACUAUUAAUUGAAAUGAGUUAGAACUUAAAUGAGAAGAUUAUUUAAGCUACUCUAUUUGCAAGAACAAAUCAAUUAACUCCAAAUCAAUUACAUUAGCAAUUAUAAUAAACUGCAAAGUCAUUUUAUAAUAAUAUGAUCAAUUUAAAUUAUUAAAUAACUCCUUACAAAUAAGAGAUAUUGGUUUCUUUGUAUAAAUCUUCACAUAUUAAAUUCAAAUUGCAAUAAUUACAGAAUAACUUAAAAUUAUUUAAAGAUAGAAAAGCAUUUGAUGAAAUAUAUUAAUGGGAUAAUAAUCCUAGUAAUCUUGAAUAUUUAAAUAAAUUGAUCUCAUUAUGUGAUCAAAUUGUAAAUACUCAUUAAGAAUAAUAAUAAUAAUAGCAAUAAUAAUAAAUCUCAGUUUAAGCAUCAAGUCCAAUAUCUGCCUCAGAUACUAAGAUGGAAAAACAACGUGAUUUUAUUAAAUCAUCAGAAUAAGUAGAAGCUUCUCCAAAGAAAUAAAUAUCAAUAGGAUAGUAACUUAUAUCAAGAAAUGGAUGA
Molecule: messenger RNA, 1257 nt
Organism: Paramecium pentaurelia
Lineage: Eukaryota; Ciliophora; Oligohymenophorea; Peniculida; Parameciidae
Source: the annotation of a GenBank genome assembly